GCGAGAAUGACGCAAGUUUUUCGGCUCAAAGCUUAGUUCAUUUCCCACAAGUUGUGCUGAGAAAUGGGACCUGCUCUUGGAGUGGGGGCUGCGGUGGCUGCGGAAGAGAUCAUUGCCGUCACGGCAGUAGCUGUGCUUGGUGGUUUCUUCGCAGUAGGUGCCGCUUGUGCCUUCGCAGAGGUCAUGCAGAACUGCUCAUGUGGUCCAGCUCCUGACAUUCCACAGGACCAGAGCAGCCCGGAUCAGAUGUUGACCUUCAAGAUCAAAAGCCAGACUGACAUAUCAUCUUUGACUCUUGUGUCUGCUGUGUUGCAUGGCACAACAAUCACGAAUCAGAAGGUUCCCUUCACAUACUCAUUCCUGAUUGGCAAGGGAGGGGCAGAUUGCCGGCCUCGCUACCACGCGGGGAUUUUGAUUGCAGGUGAUUUUGACGCAGAGGGCAGGAAGUACGGCUUUCUCUUUGCGGAACGUUGGACAGAUUGCGUACGGGUGAACCUGUUUGCUAGCAAGAGCCAGGAGCUCCCGCGCAGAAUCGACAUGCACUCGUUCAAGAAGCCAGAGGACUUGAAGAAUAUGGAUAAGACCAACUGCAUCGCUUUCGGAAUGCGUGCAGGAAUUUUGCUGGGCCAAGACGAGCGAGAUCACUUUCUGGCCACAUGCAUGACCGCCAUUGGGGAGUGAGUGAUCACUCUGACAGUAUGUACAAAGAUCAGCUUGAUCCAGCAAAAGGCUCGGCUUUGAUAUGAUGCAGCGCCGAAAACAAAACACUCUGCGUGCGCCUUUCGCACAUUGCAUGUUUAGCCGCAGAGGUAGCUUCAUUGGUUCCGUGAUCAGCUUUAAGUUGCAACGGUGCUGCUAUAAUUAGAAUCUUACUACCGCGUGCCAUCCUUCGAACUACUUUGUCUAUAUGAAAACAGAGGAGCUUGUCCAGUGAACACGGGUGGCCAAAACGCUUUUCUGGUGAAGUGAUGUCGUGUGAAGGAAGGCCUAAAAUUCCGCAAAGAAGUGACAUGGGAUGCCUCAAAAGGACCCACGUUCUGCCAGUUGAGAUGCCUCCCGGCCCCCGCACCGAUCCUUCGGCCUGUGUGCCAUUGUUUUGACGCAAAAAAACGGCGAUUUGGACAGUCCUGGCUGUCAAACUGAGCUGACCGCAUGCAUAUAUGUUGGCAGCGCUCAGCACCUCUUUGAAAACAAAAUGGAGACACCAUGUUGUUUUGAGCGUGCUUGCUGUCGUGGCCCACAUGUUUGUUUUCCAUGUGUGUAUAGUUUCGGCAAGCGGGCGAGACAGGUCCCAUGCAAGCGGCAAAAGAAGCGAGAAAGAUGCAUUUUUUUCGGCUCAAAGUUAAGGCUAUAAUUUCACCAUGUUGAUCAGACCCAUUUUCCACAAGUUGUGCUGAAAAAUUGGACCUGUUUUUGGAGGCUGCGGUGUUUUUGCGGAGGAGAUCAUUGCCGUCACUGCAAGAGCAGUGCUUGCUGGUUUCUUUGAAGUGGAUCGGACCAGCCCGGAUCAGAUGUUGACCUUCAAAAUCGAAAACCAGUCUCACAUAUAACCUUUGACUCCUGUCUCUGCUGUACAACAAUCACGAAUCACAAGAUUCCCUUCACAUAGUCAUUCGUGAUCGGCAAGGGAGAGGCAGAUGGCGGGCGUCGCUACCACGCUGGGAUUUUGAUUUAAGGUGAUUUUGAUGCAGAGGGCAAAAAGUACGGCUUUCUCUUUGCCGAUCAUUGUGUGCGAGUGAAGCUGUUUGCUAGCAAGAGUGAGGCGCUGAUGCACCUGUCAAAGAUCAAAGUGGACGGAAUUCAGUUGACGGAUUGCAAUGAGACUUCUUCUUGCACCUCAAUGACCACCGCCAAUGCUAUGGUCGAGUUUGUUCGCCAGGAGCUCCCACGCAGAAUCGACAUGCACUCGUUCAAGAAGCCAGAGGACUUGAAGAGGAUGGAUAAGACCAACUGCAUCGCUUUCGGAAUGCGUGCAGGAAUUUUGCUGGGCGACAUCCAGUACAAAGAUCAGCUCAAUCCAGCCAAAGGCUCGGCUUUGAUAUGAGGACAUGCGAGGAGACAACAUUUCGAGCAGCGCAGAAAACAUAACACUCCGCGUGCGUCUUUCACACAUUGCAUGUUUAGCUGCAGAGCUAGUUCCAUCGGUUCCGUGACCAACUUUAAGUUGCAACGAUGCUGCUUCAGCUCAUUUACAUUCAUUUACCACAUGAGCCAUCCUUUGAACUACU
Molecule: messenger RNA, 2228 nt
Organism: Durusdinium trenchii
Lineage: Eukaryota; Dinophyceae; Suessiales; Symbiodiniaceae
Source: the annotation of a GenBank genome assembly